This is a messenger RNA of Nipponia nippon (crested ibis), 4958 nucleotides long. NCBI's taxonomy places the organism in Eukaryota, Metazoa, Chordata, Aves, Pelecaniformes, Threskiornithidae. The record is from RefSeq and is a predicted model, not a curated record.
AUGACGACAGACAGCCUCUCGCAGACGCAGCACAAAGCAAAACAGAGGAAGGAAUACAGCAACAGCAACGCCGCGGACCAUCUUCGAGGUGCAAACCGAACAAAGAGCAACCGCCUGCGGAGCCCCCUGCCUGAGGGACGCGGGACGGGGUCCACAGGGGUGCUGGGCCUCCUGCAGCCUGGCGAGUGGGUUGCCGCAGAGACUCGCCCAUUGCCAGGAGUCGGCCUUGGAAAGGGCGCUUCAUCCGAGGAAGAUGACAACAACCAUGAAAAUGCAGCUAUUCACAAAGAGGCAGCAAGAAUCCUCACAGUUAAAGGUUUUUAUGUUGGGUGUUCAGUCUCAGAAUUGAAGUGGCUGAGGUUUCUUGGAAAGGGCGUCUUAUGUCAGUUAGUAAGGUAUCUGGGGACAGGCAAAUCAACAAGCUGGGAAGAUGGUGGCUGGGGAGCCUGGGAUGAAGCAGAAUUACAAGAACCUGAAGAAGAGGAAUCUGCUUCCAGGAACCAGAGAAAUUACUGGCUUCAGGAGUGUGUGUUGUCCUUGUCACCAACAAAUGACCUGAUGGUAAUAGCUAAUGAACAGAAAGCAGUCUUCUUAGUGCCUAAAUGGAAGCACAGUGACAAGGGAAAAGAGGAAAUGCAGUAUGCUGUUGGUUGGAGCGGCUCUCUGAAUGUUGAAGAAGGUGAAUGUGUGAGUAGUGUAUUGUGUAUCCCAUUGGCAAGUCAGAAGAGGAGUUCCACAGGCCGUCCUGACUGGACCUGCAUUGUCGUUGGCUUCACCUCUGGCUAUGUUCGCUUUUACACUGAGAAUGGAGUACUGCUUCUUGCACAGCUUUUAAAUGAAGAUCCUGUCCUACAGCUUAAGUGCAGAACCUAUGAAAUUCCCAGGCAUCCUGGUGUCACAGAACAGAAUGAAGAACUAAGUAUCUUGUACCCAGCAGCAAUUGUGACAAUUGAUGGUUUCAGCCUCUUUCAGUCCCUUCGUGCAUGUCGCAAUCAGGUAGCAAGAGCUGCAGCAUCUGGCAAUGAGAAUGUUCAGCCCCCACCAUUAGCUUAUAAGAAAUGGGGUUUGCAAGAUGUGGAUACAAUCGUUGACCAUGCUAGUAUUGGCCUCAUGACACUGUCUCCUUUUGAUCAAAUGAAGACUGCCUCCAAUAUAGGUGGAUAUAACGCAGCUAUAAAAAACAGCCCACCUGCUAUGUCUCAGUAUGUUACUGUUGGAUCCAAUCCUUUCACUGGUUUCUUUUUUGCCCUGGAGGGUAGCUCACAGCCACUGUUGUCUCAUGUUGCCUUAGCAGUUGCAAGUAAACUGACUUCAGCAUUGUUUAAUGCUGCCAGUGGCUGGCUUGGUUGGAAGAGUAAACAUGAAGAAGAACCCGCCCAAAAACAGAAACCAAAAGUUGAACCUGCAACCCCAUUGGCAGUGAGGUUUGGACUUCCGGAUUCCCGUCGUCAUGGUGAAAGAAUAUGUCUUUCUCCAUGUAACACUUUGGCAGCAAUAACAGAUGAUUUUGGACGGGUUAUUUUACUGGAUGUUACAAGAGGACUUGCAGUUCGCAUGUGGAAAGGAUACCGUGAUGCAGAAGUUGGUUGGAUACAGACUGUAGAGGACCUUCAUGAGAGGGAAACUGAGAAGAUGGAUUUUUCUCCUUUUGGAAAUGCACAAGGUCCAAGCAGAGUGGCUCAGUUCCUUGUGAUCUAUGCUCCGAGGAGAGGCAUUCUGGAAGUAUGGAGCACGCAGCAAGGGCCUCGGGUUGGAGCCUUCAAUGUGGGGAAAUAUUGUCGAUUGUUGUAUCCUGGUUAUAGAAUAAUGGGUCUAAACAAUGUGACCAGUCAGGGAUGGCAGCCCCAGACUUACCAGAUAUGCCUUGUUGAUCCAGUCUCUGGAAGUGUAAAAACUGUCCAUGUACCUUUCCAUUUAGCACUGAGUGAUAAAAAGAGUGAGCGAGCAAAGGAUAUGCAUCUAGUGAAGAAGUUAAACACUUUACUCAAAGCUAAAACCUCAGAUCCGGAUUUGAUUGAAGCUGAAGCAAAGGAAUUAAUACUUGAUAUCAAAUAUCCUGCUACAAAGAAACAGGCUCUGGAAAGUAUAUUGACAAGUGAACGUGUGCCACUUUCAUCUCUCACAAACAUCACUCAGACAUUAAUGGAUAAUUUAAAAAAACAGGAGCUUGAGUGUGUGGAUGAAGGACUACUGCAGUUCUGCGCAAACAAGUUAAAGCUGUUACAUCUUUAUGAACUAGUUAGCAAACUAAAUUCUCAAAGCAUACAGAAAGACACUUCACCUUCAGAUACUGACUUGGCUAAACUGCUUCGGCUGGAAGAAAAAGAUUUCCAUAGGCUCCAGACUUUACUGGAGAACUACAAGAAAGCAAACACCCAAACUACUGUUCAGUUGGCUGAUGAGAAGGAUGACGUAUUGUCUGUGAAAAUGUUCUUAGAGUAUUUGGAAUAUGAAAAGGACGUGAUUAAUGUGAAAAAUAUGGAAGACGGAGAAUAUGUGGCUUUAGGCAGCUUUUUCUUCUGGAAGUGUUUGUGUGGGGAGAGUUCCACAGAGGAAAUGUGCCAUGCAUUGGAAUCAGCAGGUUUUAUCCCUCAAAUCUUGUUGUCACUCCUUCUCAAUUUAUGGCUUUCCAAGGAAAAAGAUAUUCUAGACAAACCAGGUUCCGUCAGUUGCCUUCACACUAUGCUGUCACUUCUGAGCAAAAUGAAAGUUGCUAUAGAUGAGUCAUGGGACACUCAGUCGGUUUCCCCCUGGUGGCAGCAAAUGCGUACAGCUUGUGUUCAGUCUGAAAAUAAUGCAGCUGCCUUGUUAUCGGCUCACGUUGGACAUUCUGUAACUGCGCAGAUAAUUGACAGUGUGACAGAGAAAAAGUUUUCCCAAAUAAUUGUAGGUUCAGACACAGAAUCCUGGGAAGCUCUCUCCCUUGAUACUGAAUAUUGGAAACUUUUGCUGAAACAGCUAGAGGAUUGUCUGAUACUUCAAACACUACUGUAUAGCAAAGUGAGCAAAAGGACAAAAAGAGUUUCAUCACUUCAGACUGAGCCUUUGGGCAGGCUUUCUGUAAAGAAAUUGCUUGAAGCUGGAAAAGGAGGUAUUGCUGAUACUGUAGCAAAGUGGGUUUUUAAGCAAGGCUUCAGUCCUCUUGUACUGAAUUUGACCCAACAGAAACACAAUACAGAUAGUACUGAAGAAUCUGUAGAAAUGCCUACGAGUAUCUUUCUUGAGGAACCAGAAGCAGAUGCAGGCUUGGAAACAAUCCUAGAGCUGCUGCAACUAGCAUAUCAGCAAUUUCCGUGUAGUCUUGAAGUGGAUGUACUCCAUGCACAUUGCUGUUGGGAAUAUGUAGUGCAGUGGAAUAAGGACCCAGAGGAAGCAUGUUUUCUCAUUAGGUCUAUAGAUCAUCUAAGAUGCAUCGUUAAUGCUCACGUUCAGCAUGGUAUUGCUCUGAUGAUGUGGAAUACAUUCAUAGUAAAAAGGCUUUCUUCUGCUGCGUAUCUAAUGGACAAGGUUGGAAAAGCUCCAAAGGACAGAUUAUGCAGAAGGGACGUAGGUAUGGGUGACACAGCAAUGACAGCUUUUCUUGGCUGCUGUUCAGAUCUUCUGCAGACAUUGCUAGAGGCUGACGUUAGUAGCGAUGAAAUGCAGGCCCCUGUCUUAGAUACUGAAGAUGCUUGGGUGUCGGUAGAAGGACCAGUAUCGAUAGUAGAACUAGCCCUUGAGCAGAAACGCAUUCACUACCCACUUGUUGAACACCAGUUUGUGUUAUGUACUAUCUUGUUUGCCAUCAUGAGGUUUUCUCUGAAGAGUGUGAAGCCUCUUUCGCUGUUUGAUAGCAAGGGCAAAAAUGCGUUUUUCAAAGACCUUACUUCAAUUCAGCUGCUACCUAGUGGGGAUAUGGAUCCAAACGUGUUAUCCAUACGACAGCAGUUCUUGGUCAAAGUUGUGAGUGCAGCGGUUCAAACACUAUGUUCAUCACAAAAGGCCAAAGAAGUCUCAGAAGAGGAAUUGUUUCCUUUUGAAAAGGGGAAGAAUUGGCCAACUUUGGCUGUGGACCUGGCUCAGUAUCUUCAGAUCUCUGAGGAUGUCAUCAGAAGGCAUUAUGUCUGUGAGCUGUACAGUUAUGGGAUGGAUCAUCUUGGUGAAGAGGCCUUUCUUCAGGUGACUGACAAAGAAGUUCUUGCGUCGCAGCUGCUGAUACUGGCUGGACAGAGACUGGCCUUCGCUUUACUUCACAUGCAGACAAAGGAGGGUAUGGAACUCCUCGCUAGGCUUCCUCCGACACUAUGUACUUGGCUCAAAGCUAUGGACCCCCAGGAACUUCAAAAUGUAAAAGUGCCAAUUGCAACAACAGCUCAACUAGUUAACAAAGUCAUAGAGCACUUACCGGAGAACCAUGGGCAGUAUGGCCUCGCCUUGAACCUGAUAGAGGCUGUAGAAGCCAUCUCAUCGUGACGUUCUCGGUUAGCACAGUCCCACUGUGUAGCGGUAUAAUGCAUGAUUUUACACAAUGAGGCUGAACUUUACAGAAAGAAACUUUCGCGUGGCUCUUGUUAAACGAUGAAAAGAACAAUGCUCCCCAUCCCCCAGUUUCAGAGGGUAAUUUUAAAUUGGAGUAUAUUUUAAAUUCUGCACUGGUACAAAGACAUCUAGUUUCUAGUACACUUGUCAGUAUCUGAAAUGCUUUGUUAUUUAUUUCUGACUUGAGUGCUUUUGCGGUAGUCUAAAUUGGAUAUGUUUGACGGCAGUUUUAGUCUAUUUACAAAAUCACAUCUUGUGAAAUUCUGUAUUUCAUGCUGGCAGUAACUGCUGUAGUUUCAAUGUUCCACGUAUGAUUUGUUUUACAAAACAAGCUGUAGAAUUACACCCGAGAAAAACUUCAGUCUCUGAAGUUACCGUGUAAAGCCAAUACUGCUUUUUCAGAAGCUAGAGCUGGCGUUGGGCUCAUGCCUUGUAACUGC